Theobroma cacao (cacao) is the source of this 1329-nucleotide messenger RNA. RefSeq names its product membrane-anchored ubiquitin-fold protein 6 precursor (gene MUB6). The record is from RefSeq and is a predicted model, not a curated record. NCBI's taxonomy places the organism in Eukaryota, Viridiplantae, Streptophyta, Magnoliopsida, Malvales, Malvaceae. Gene Ontology annotation, molecular function: protein binding.
ACUUGGACAGUUCCUAUUUGCGUGGUUUCAUUCUUCUCCUUCUACAUCAAGUUGCAAAGGUUUCUCUCUCCUCAUUAUCUGAACUGUUUAUCCCAAAUUUCUGAUCAGUCCCAGCUCUUAGGUUUCAAGCCUCUAAAAAUACCCUUCUUUUUAUGGAGUUUGAAGUCUCCUCAUUGUUCAAGUGAUUACUUUUUGCAGUGAAUUUUGCAAAAAGAUUAUCCUGGGUUGUUGGUUUUCCUUUACAAGAAGCAAACUUUCCGUUCUUUGUCGAACUUCUUCUGCACAGAAAAAGAAAGGCUUUAUAGUGAACAGUUCUUUCAAUCUGAUUGAGGGGGAAAAAAGACUGGUCUUUUAGAGAUUAGCAUGAGAGUUUGAGGUGGAUUCUUCUGUGGGGGAAUUUCAUCUAUGGCUGGAGAAGAUUUAGUAGAGCUCAAAUUCAGGCUUGCAGAUGGAACUGACAUUGGUCCAAGCAAGUAUAGUCCAGCUACAACUGUGUCAUCCCUCAAAGAGAAAAUACUUGCACAGUGGCCUAGAGACAAAGAAAAUUGCCCAAAGACAAUACAGGAUGUGAAGCUAAUUAAUGCUGGAAAGAUACUUGAAAACAACAGGACACUCGCUGAGUCCAGACUCCCGGUUGGUGAGCUUCCAGGAGGCGUAAUCACAAUGCAUGUCGUUCUGCGUCUUCCUUUGUCAGACAAAAACAAUGAGAAACAACAGAAUGAUUCUCCAAAGAAAAGCAGCUGUGCAUGCACAAUCUUGUAGCUGUCUAAUGAGAUUGCUGAUGCUUGUUCUACUGAUGCCGGCCCCUUCAAACACAUUCCUGUUACAGCUGUUGAGAUGCAAUUCUUCAACAUUACUUGUUUCAGGAUUACCAAUGAUGGUGACAGCAGAAACAUAAAGAAAAAAAAAAGUUGUGUGGUUUGCUUUACUGGAAAACCUUGCAUUUCCAUUAUUGCUUGUGAAAGAAAGGGGUGUUGAAUUUGAAGCUUAGUUGAUGAUAGACCAAAAAAAGAUUCAAAAAAGAAAUUUAUAGGACAAAUUAUUGAUUUCGUUAUUUUUAGUUAGACUGCUCUUGAAAAUGUGAUUCUUUUGUGUCACCUGCAUACCAGAUGACCCCAUGUUUGAUCGUUUAGAAUUAUCUUUUUCAUCAAGAUGGUGAGCAGCCUUAGAUUGAGGACAAUGGUUUAUAUCCUUUCUCCUUGUUUCGUUCUUUUAUUUUUAGCCAUGAAGCAUAACUAAAAUUCAAUGCUUAUCCAUGGCCAAGGAAAGAAAGUUAAGAGCAGGACCAGAACCAUUACCAGAAAUGAGUACAAGCACUCGAUUAGCAGA